AUGGCAGAGCUAAUGUUCGGGAUGGGCAUGACCAAAAAGAAAAAGGCUGACAAUGCUUACGUCAAGGAGACAAAGGAAGCUCUGAAGAAUGUCAACAUCACGGAAACUGUCGAAACCAAUGAACUCAAGAACCUACACAAGAGAACGCAGGCUGAGAAGGAAGCGGAACGAGAAACUAAGGCUACACUUAAGAAUGUUAACGUUACAGAAUCUGUUGAAGGACAAGUCCGCAAAGAACAAAACAAGAUGGAAAAGGACUGGAAGGAAGCUGGAAGGCAACAAAAGAAAGACAACAACAAUUUCGACAUGGCCCGCGCACUCUUCAACUAG
This is a messenger RNA of Cylindrotheca closterium, 330 nucleotides long. NCBI's taxonomy places the organism in Eukaryota, Bacillariophyta, Bacillariophyceae, Bacillariales, Bacillariaceae. The record is from the annotation of a GenBank genome assembly.